CGGCUCCGGAAGCCGUUCUUCCGCGCAGGAGCCCUGGGCCCGCAGAGCCCCGCCCUUCCCGGCGCCCUAGCCCUGCCCCGCCGGGUUCCCGCUCGCCGGGCGCCAUGGAUCCGCUGUCGCCGCCGCUCUGCACGCUGCCGCCGGGCCCCGAGCCGCCCUGCUUCGUGUGCUACUGCGAAGGGGAGGGAAGCGGGGAGGGGGACCGCGGCGGCUUCAACCUCUACGUGACCGACGCCGCGGAGCUUUGGAGCACCUGCUUCACGCCGGACAGCCUGGCGGCCCUCAAAGCCCGUUUUGGUCUGAGUGCGGCUGAGGACAUCACCCCCCGGUUCAGGGCAGCCUGUGAGCAGCAAGCUGUGGCUGUGACCCUGCAGGAGGACAGAGCGUCCCUGACCCUUUCAGGGGGCCCCUCGGCACUGGCCUUUGACCUCUCCAAGGUACCAGGCCCAGAGGCAGCCUCCAGACUGCAGGCGCUGACACUGGGCCUGGCAAAACGCGUGUGGAGCCUGGAGCGGCGACUGGCAGCUGCAGAAGAGACAGCUGCCAGCCCCAGGAAGAGUCCCCGGCCUGCAGGGCCUCAGCUCUUCUUACCAGACCCAGAUCCCCAGAGAGGUGGCCCUGGACCUGGGGUCAGGAGGCGGUGUCCAGGAGAGUCGCUCAUCAACCCUGGGUUCAAGAGUAAGAAACCAGCUGGUGGCGUGGACUUUGAUGAGAUCUGAAGGAGAAACGACGGCGCGGACAGAGGCUGUGAACCGGUGGCUCAGAAGGAAAAAGAAAAUGCCAAGAUACAGGAAGACCGUUCACCUCAUGCCCGUCUCAAGAAACAAACCAAACAAGACUCGGUUCAUCGCCACAGCGGCCCCACUGCGUUCUGUGGGUGUGGGCUGUGGACUGUGGAGCAGCGGUGGCCGUCCUACACUCCCCUGUGCCCUUGCCCACCUGGGAAUCAGCCCAGUGGCUUCUUUAUUUUUUGGUUUAAUCAAUUCAUUUAUUUACUAGAAACAGGAUCCUGCCAUGUUGCCCAGGCUGGUCUCUACCUCUUGGGCUCAAGAGACCCGCCUGCCUUGGCCUCCCACAGUGCUGAAGCUACAGGCACGAACCACCACGCCUGGUUGGUUUCUCUGUGAAGGGCAAGUGAGUGCUGGCUGCCCCACUGUGUGGCAUGGCUCCGUGGCACGGCCACCGCCGUCUAUGGGAGACUGCAGUUGUGUCCAGGGAGAAGGACGGAAAAGGUGACUCCAUGCGUGCCCACUGCAGGGAGGGCCUGAGAUUAGGUAGAUGGCCUGGCUUGUGUCCCCUUACAUUUAAAUUCUUAGGCUGGCUGGGCACGGUGGCUCAAGCCUGUAAUCCCAGCACUUUGGGAGGCUGAGACGGGCGGAUCAUGAGGUCAGGGGAUCGAGACCAUCCUGGCUAA
Molecule: messenger RNA, 1414 nt
Organism: Macaca mulatta (Rhesus monkey)
Lineage: Eukaryota; Metazoa; Chordata; Mammalia; Primates; Cercopithecidae
Gene: PAXX
Product: PAXX non-homologous end joining factor
Biological process (GO): double-strand break repair via nonhomologous end joining
Cellular component (GO): nonhomologous end joining complex; nucleus; site of double-strand break
Molecular function (GO): molecular adaptor activity
Source: RefSeq, a predicted model, not a curated record